Messenger RNA from Vigna umbellata (rice bean), 666 nucleotides. The record is from RefSeq and is a predicted model, not a curated record. NCBI's taxonomy places the organism in Eukaryota, Viridiplantae, Streptophyta, Magnoliopsida, Fabales, Fabaceae.
AUGGAUGUCAUCCUCACCACAAGUGAGAAAAUCUCAUUGAAGUCAACACCCUUUCUUUGUCUUAAGCCUUUCACCAUUAAUCUGGCUUUAUAUCUGGGCUUGAAAACUGCACUAGCUUCUGGUGCUGACAAGGAUGAAGAAGAUUCUGAGGGAAGAACUGCCUUGCAUUUUGCCUGUGGAUAUGGCGAGGUGAAGUGUGCUCAAGUUCUCCUUGAGGCUGGAGCAAAAGUGGAUGCUUUGGACAAGAAUAAGAACACUGCUCUCCAUUACGCAGCCGGUUAUGGCAGGAAGGAAUGUGUGGCCCUUCUGCUUGAAAACGGUGCUGCAGUUACUCUGCAGAAUAUGGACGGGAAAACUCCUAUAGAUGUUGCGAAGUUAAAUAAUCAAAAUGAUGUCCUGAAGCUACUUGAGAAAGAUGCUUUUCUGUAGUUGUAAUGCUGUCACAAACAAGCAGAGGGGAAACUAAGGGGAAGAAGGGCAUCAUGGCUUAUUUAUUUCUCUUUUGGUUUCUUCCAACCCUUUAGUGUGUUGAACUAAAUUCGAUUAACGUUAUUGGAUGUGAGUCACCAUAGAAUUUGUCAUCUAUUUUCUUGUAAUGCAUUGAUUGUUACAUUGCAUGAUUUUGAAGCUCAGUUCCGUUAUAAUUUAUUUCAUGUUUCAAUUUUA